Molecule: messenger RNA, 919 nt
Organism: Pseudogymnoascus verrucosus
Lineage: Eukaryota; Fungi; Ascomycota; Leotiomycetes; Thelebolales; Thelebolaceae
Exons: 3
Coding region: 1-768 (255 amino acids)
Cellular component (GO): membrane
Source: RefSeq, a predicted model, not a curated record
AUGGGGGAAGCAUCAAAAAUCGUGUCGGUGCUCUUCCGGUUCAUGCAGCUCGUCUCUGCUUCCAUCGUUGCUGGCAUCCUGGGGACUUAUCUCCACUAUGUCAGCCAGGCCCAUGCCCAUAAGAGUGGACGAGUUGUAUAUGCAAUUUCGAUAGCAGGAAUCGCCAUAUUCUUCUCACUUGUUUUGAUGGCGCCUCUAAGAUACUCUUUUUUUGCCUUUCCCUUCGACUUUGCAAUGUUUGUCCUCUGGAUAGUUGCCUUCGGACUACUUGUUAAUCUCGUCGGAACUGGAGGCUGUCAUUCAAACUGGUAUUGGAGCAACUGGGGCUACUACUGGGGUCGAUGGUAUCGUACAGUCCCAGUCUCAGCCGUCACACAAGUUCAGGUCGGGACUGGUGCAUGUGGUAGAUGGCGAGCGGCUGUCGCUUGGUCUUUUAUUGGAGCUUUCUUCUGGCUUUUUAGUACCGCACUAGGCAUCUAUGUUGUUACCCGAUCUUGGUCUAGGAACAGCGACGGCAACCAUACUACCGAAGUGAAACGACGGGAGGAGAGCCAUAUGGCUAGUGGUGUGGCGCCCAACAAUCCACAUGAGAACAUCAAUCGUACCGGAGCAGUUACCCAAGAUCAAGAAAGCGCCGCUGGGCUCGGAACAUCUGUCCAAAAUCAGCAGGUUGUAUCUUGCAGUCAGUGUGGAACUGCUAACAGGUUAGGAAGUCAGUUCUGCAGCCAUUGUGGGUCUCAACAACAACCGUCAACGAGCAUGGUGUAAAUGAGCGGCCGAUAUGAGACGUAUGGAGGCAGGAAGGUUUUAUGUUUCAAGAACGUUGGAUUUUAGCUCCAUCAAUCAUUCGUUCGUCUAUUGCCAAAACAACUCUCUGGCGGUGCUCGAUUGCACAAAUCUCUCUCUCUAUCACCUUCAU